Messenger RNA from Prunus armeniaca (apricot), 462 nucleotides. Lineage: Eukaryota; Viridiplantae; Streptophyta; Magnoliopsida; Rosales; Rosaceae. The record is from the annotation of a GenBank genome assembly.
AUGGGGUGCAAGAAUCAGUUAAUGCUGCCAAAAGGAAUGGUGAAGUUAUCAAACUCUGAUGUUCAAAGUUGGCUACAAAAAAGAACAUUCAAUAAUAAUGUUGCCCAUCCUGCACCUCCACCGAUGAUAUGGUCAACAUUCAAAGAAGGUUUUAAGGAUUUUAAAUCCAGAAUGACAUAUGUGAAUAGCGCGAUAGAGCGAAAGUGGAAGAGCACUAAGCUCUACAGAAGACUCAAGCAAAUAAAUAAGAUCCCGAUUGUAUUAGAUGAUGUGUGGACAGAGCUCGAUUUUGAGGCUAUGGACUUCCUUAUGGACCUCAUAAAGGUUUUAACACCAGAGGAAUCAUGGGAACUCUUCCGUGAAAUCAUAGGUAAACCCUUGGACUAUCCUGAUUUGGCUAAACGAGUCACAAAUGAGUGUGCAGGUUUACCUAUUGCUAUUUUAACGUUGCGAAAGCACUAG